UUAAUUCUUGGGCCGAUGCAGGCUGGGGGAAUAUGCAUGCCUCUCCACUCAUUAUUGGACACCCAAGUUCCGAGAACAACAUUGACUCCAUUUAUAUACACCACGCGAUUCAUCUAUAAAUUGUCCAUCGGCCUUACUGGACCUUGAGUGCGGGUACAUGUAACCCCUCACUGCAUACAGGGUAAACCACCCUCUACCAAGAUCCCUCUCGCCUCUCCACACUAGAUGGCCAGCGGUGAUGGUGCAACGAGAUUGUCCUUGCAUGUCCGGAUUCCAACAACCGAGCAUACUCUUUGGGGCUCUGCUGGGAAAGAGCUCUCUGUCGAUGUGAUUCAACAGAAAGAUACCCAAAAUGUGCACCAAGUUUCUAUCAUCCCGGACUUGGACGAAGAAUCCUCCUCGGUUUUCGCAUCGUUGUUUGCCCCGUUCUAUAGCAUUGCGAAGGCUGCUCAGAACUUUCUCGGAUUUCAUAAGUUAUAUAAUCUGCCUCUUUGGAUAAUCUUCGGUGGUGCCUUGGCAGGUUUUUGCAUCUCAAGAAUGCCGGAUUACAACAGGUCCUUUUUAAUUAACAGUAUUGGGGUGGAAAAUUGGUAUUGGUAUCGGAAUGAACCUUACCGUCUCGCCCUUUACCUGCACCUUGCCACGGCUCUACCAGCUGGUCUCUUGGCCCCAUUACAAUUCAUCCCAGCGAUCCGAAUCAAGAAAAUAAUCGUUCAUCGAACGAUCGGUUAUUUUUGCCUCUUCAUGGUUUUUGUCGCAUCCAUGGGGGGUUUCAUCCUAAGCCGACGUGUUCCUAGCGAAGAUCCUGCUGGUAUUUUGUACGCUAUCGCACUGGGAGCCAUUUCAUUGUUCAGCCUGUUCAUGGCGUGGAUCAAUAUCGUCAGACUUCAGAUCGAUCAACACAGGAAGGCUUGGGUCGUGUUGGGGUCUGUUAUAUCUAUGCGACUGAUUCGCCUUGCUACGCAGCGCUGUAUCGACAGGGUCGGGUCCUACUCUAUCACGUACUCUUGCGAUAAUGCCCUCUUUAUCAUUGGAGGCAAUUCCACAUUACUCGGUAAACUCUUUCCGGCAUGUCUUACUGCACCCGAUCCGCAUUCCUAUUUCGUCGCCGUGACCGCGAAUUCAAAAUCGGGAGGGAUACUCGGACAUGUUGCCACACUUCGUCUUAGCUAUGCACUUUCGUCCUGGCUAUCGCUCAUACUGCACAUUAUCCUCGUGGAAGUCUACAUACAUCUGACAGCAGCUGAAUCAGAACGCUUGCGUAUCUAUUCGUACCAAAGGCAGCUUGCAAAGGGAUACAAACGUCCUGGCAGCUCUGGUUUCACCGCCGACCGUCUAGGUGAUGCCAAAUGGACACCUCCCGCUACUAUUAUGCCAUCGAACGUUUGAGAAAUGGCACUUGGUCAGGAGAUGCUAUUAGUGGGACCGGAAAUGAGUCGUACGAAUAAACCUGAACGAUAUUCAUUUCGAUCCGUUGCUGGAUCUAUGGAUCCUAAAAGGA
Cantharellus anzutake is the source of this 1501-nucleotide messenger RNA. RefSeq lists its product as uncharacterized. Lineage: Eukaryota; Fungi; Basidiomycota; Agaricomycetes; Cantharellales; Hydnaceae. The record is from RefSeq and is a predicted model, not a curated record. The transcript has 9 exons. Bases 226 to 1389 code for a protein of 387 amino acids.